GGAGAGCGGGGAAACAGGACGGAGGGCUGUGGGCGGGGCAUACGGAGAGCGGGGAAACAGGAAGGAGGGCUGUGGGCGGUACUUGUGCGGGUUCGGGAGAAAAUUUUCAAAAUGUCUGGCCGGUCAGCGCCUAUGAUUUCUUUCAGCUCUGUGGAUAACUCCCUGUCAUCUCUGAAAAGCUGUCAGGGGUACCUGAGCACAGGAAUGGAUAUCACGGCUAGUGUGGCCCUCGACCUGCUCGAGACUGGAUGCGAAUCCACUGAGGUAGAUGCCCUGGAAUCAGCGAUGCUGGAAUAUGCAGAGAUGGAGAGAGAUUUAAACCAGUACAUACAUGCAGUGGAAGAAACUGUGCAAAAGUUAAGACGAGAGCAAAUAGAACAAGUCCCCGAUCUCCUGUCUCAGGUGCAAGAGAAAUAUGCUACAAUACAGGGAAAAAACACAGAUGAAGACUUGAAAAAAAAUGGCCGAUUUGUUCAGUUUAAAGAUCAGCUUAGAGAAAUGAGAAAGCAAAUGGGAGAGAAAGAGGAGGGAGAAGGAGCCUUUGAAAACGUUGAUGAAGACAUAGCUGUAAUGCCAAGCCAGCAGAACUUCACAUGCCCAAUUACACAGAUGAAAAUGACAAACCCGGUGAAAAACAAAGUAUGCGGUCACACCUAUGAGAAGGAGGCCAUAGAAAGGAUAAUUCAAGACAAGCACCAGAGGAAGAAGAGGGCUACGUGUCCUAUAAUUGGCUGCGACCACUCUGACAUGCAGUUAUCGGAUCUUGGGCCAGACACCCUGCUUAAAAGGGCCAUUGACGUCCAGAACAAACAGAAAGGCCACCAUUGAGCAAAAGAAGUCAGCUGGCUGCGUUCCUUCCCGAAGAGAAAAGCUGGUUAAGUGUCUCGUGACAUGGAGUGCAGAUUGCAAACACGUUGUGUAAUUCUUUGUUUUUGUAAAGGGCUGUAUUUGCCUGCAGAGUUGAAUCCUGUCAGACUGUGUGUGUAUAGGGAAAUGCCAUAUAUACUGAUACCACCCUAGGCUUCCUAAGUUGGCCAUACACAGGCAGAGUUCAGCUGUCUAUUUGGCAGCCUAUCUCCCCAUGUAUAGGCACCCCUGACGGGCCUACCCAGCCAGUAUCUACCCUACAAUUGGCCAGAUCUCGAUCUGGCAGGUUUAAUUUUUCUUUGGAUCAGCUAGUUGAUGCAGUCCAACGCAUCCAUCGAGAUCUGACCAAUUGUAGGGUAGAUACUGGCUGGUGUAGGCCCGUCAGGGGUGCCCAUACACGGGGAGAUAGGCUGCUGAAUCGACAGCUGAACUCUGCCUGUGUAUGGCCAACUUACAAGACCAAGGGUGGUAUCAGCAUAUAUGGCAUUUCCCUAUACACACAGUCUGACAGGCUUCAACUCUGCAGGCAAAUACAGCCAAAUGAUCCAAUUAGUCCAAUAUCAACCACCAUAGGUGGGCAAAUUGGAAGAUGAUCUGCUCAUUUUGCAACCUUGCCGAAUGAGCAGAUCGCACAGUGUCUGGCCACCUUUAGCCAUUCUCAUUAAACACAAAGGCUUUUCUAGUUAUUUCUCCUUAGUGCAGGACUGGACUACCUGCUGGUUGGUAGAUGAUGUAUUACAACUCUUGAGUAUCCACCAAGGACCUCUGGCUGAUUAUUGGAUGCUUUGCUUUACUCUCUACAGGUUGCCUAUUUCUACUGUAGAUGAUUUCUGUUCUGGAAAUUACAUUUAUUAAAAUCCUUCCUCGUUAUUGGCUGAUCAUAUCUGCUCACCAGUCCACCAAGACCAACUGACCAACCAGAAUGGGGUGUUUAUCAUUGGCAAGCAGCCUGUUCCCAUUGGCGGGUCAGGUCUGGCAGCUGUGCACUGCACUACAACUACACUUAAUGUGGGAGGGUUUCGGAGGCAAAAACUAGGGGUUCCAAAGGGGGACAAAAACUAGGAAUUCCAAAACUAGGGGUUCAGGUCCCAGGCAGGUGGGUAGGAGGCAAACAGGUGAGUAGGGCUUUUUGGACACCGAAGGUUAUAUUUAGGGUAAAUGUUUAAUAGCCCAACAAUUGUGCCUUACCAGAUGUUGGAGCACAGUGGCUCUCAUUAAAAUGUUUAAAAUGUUACAUAUACUAUUAUUGUUAAUAAAAUAAUUGUGUUUGCAUAUGUGUUUUGUUUCCUGUUGAAAUAAACCUUUAUUUUCAAUA
Molecule: messenger RNA, 2182 nt
Organism: Xenopus tropicalis (tropical clawed frog)
Lineage: Eukaryota; Metazoa; Chordata; Amphibia; Anura; Pipidae
Gene: nsmce2
Product: NSE2 (MMS21) homolog, SMC5-SMC6 complex SUMO ligase
Exons: 7
Coding region: 112-828 (238 amino acids)
Biological process (GO): protein sumoylation; double-strand break repair via homologous recombination
Cellular component (GO): nucleus; Smc5-Smc6 complex
Molecular function (GO): zinc ion binding; SUMO transferase activity
Source: RefSeq, a predicted model, not a curated record